GUCUUCGAUGCCAUUCUAUAAGGUGUGCGUCCGUUUUUCUCCACAGAUUUUGUAACCUUGUCGCAGAUGAUAUAUUCGCUGAUGCGACUGCAACCCUCUACAGUCGAUUGAAGACAUUUAUUUGUGUUUACUCAAUAGAUAGUCUCUUAAGAAUACGAAAACACUUGUCUCUUUUGGCAUUGUCACCAUGGAGACAUGCGCAUCGCAAUAGCAGUGGAGGAUUUCCAAACCAAACAAGCUUUCAGUCAGGUGCCGCGGAUACCUGGCCGCUACGCAUGCGCAUUACCAGAAUAUUCAUUAGUAAUAAUUAAAUCGCUCUACUCAUUAUGAUUUCCUGAUAUAGAACAGCAAUACCUUUUUCGAGAAAGUGAAAAAUGAUAAAAAACGGGGAAACAAUUUUUCGGAGAUGUCGUCAUGAUGAAGGGAGUGUGUUGUCGCCGUGAUUUCCAUCCGUAAGAAAAUCUGCAAACAUUUGAUAGAUUGGAUUUACUUCUGGAUGCCCUAGUGAGUUAAAUAUGCCAGGAGCGAGGAGGGGGCUAGUUGCCCCCCAAAACACAUUCCUAGAGAACAUCAUCCGGCGAUCCAAUGGCCAGCACAGCAGCUUCCUGUUGGCCAAUGCCCGAAUUAUGGACUAUCCCAUUGUUUAUUGCAAUGAUGGCUUCUGUAAACUGUCCGGGUAUAACCGCGCGGAAGUCAUGCAGAAGAGUAGCACGUGCAGUUUCAUGUACGGAGAACUAUCAGACAAGGAAACCGUGGAAAAAGUGGAGCUGGCGUUCGAAGACACUGAACAGACACAAGUGGAAAUCCUCCUGUAUAAGAAAAACCGUACUCCGUUAUGGCUGCUGUUACAUAUCGCACCAAUAAGAAACGAGAAAGAGCAAGUGGUUCUUUUCCUGUGCACUUUCAAAGACAUCACAGCUUUAAAACAACCAAUCGACGAAGAAGGAAGUUUAAGCAAGUUUGCCAGAUUGGCCCGUUCUGUGACGAGAAAUCGUUCCACCCUGCUGCAGUUUUCAUCUCAUAUGCCAAGCACCAAAUUUGACAACUCAAAACCAUCGCAAAUUGCAAAUAUGAUGAGUCUGAAUUCGGACGUUCUGCCACAAUACCGAUUAGAAGCGCCAAAAACGCCUCCUCAUAUUAUUCUCCAUUACUGCUUAUUCAAGACAGUGUGGGAUUGGAUCAUUUUGUCCCUGACCUUUUACACCGCGGUCACGGUUCCCUACAACACCGCCUUCAAAAACAAAACCAUGGAUCAGGUCCCUCUUCUCGUCAUCGAUAGCAUUGUGGACGUCGUCUUCUUUGUCGACAUCAUAUUGAACUUUCACACGACCUUUGUGGGACCCAGUGGGGAAGUGAUCUCUGAUUCCAAAAUUAUCCGAAUGAACUAUAUGAAGAGUUGGUUUGUCGUCGACGUAUUGUCUUGUCUACCCUAUGAUGUGUUCAAUGCAUUUCAAUAUGUGGAUGACGGUAUCAGUACUCUUUUUAGUGCGCUAAAAGUCGUCCGUUUAUUAAGACUUGGCCGAGUUGUCCGAAAGUUGGAUCAUUAUUUGGAAUAUGGAGCGGCGAUGUUGGUUCUCCUUAUUCUUGUUUUUAUUCUAUUUGCUCAUUGGUUUGCCUGUGGAUGGUAUAGCAUUGGAUUAAGUGAAAUUCAAAGUGGAUUAUCUUAUGGAUGGCUAACAAUAUUAUCGAACACCACCGGAGAUAUAUUUUACUUUUCGAAUUCUACCAAUGUGAAUCCCGACGUUUUCGGGGGCCCGGGGAAGGGGAUGCGUUACUUGACGUCGCUCUACUUCACCCUAUCGUGUAUGACCGGUGUGGGGUUUGGAAAUGUUGCAGCUAAUACAGAGCAUGAAAAACUAUUUUCGAUUUUCAUGAUGAUUAUCGGAGCUCUUCUUUAUGCACUCAUCUUCUCCAAUGUGACGACCAUAUUUCAGCAAUUCUACGCUAAUUUUGCGCGGUAUCACGACAUGCUGAAUAGCGUGCGUGAGUUCAUGAAGCUACACGACGUUCCGAAAUCUCUGAGUGAACGCGUCAUGGAUUACAUAGUGUCUACUUGGGCAAUCACUAAGGGAAUAGAUGCAACUAAGGUACUGAAUUACUGUCCCAAAGACAUGAAAGCAGAUUUGUGUGUUCAUCUUAAUCGGAAGGUGUUUCUAGAGCACCCUGCUUUCCGUCUUGCUAGUGAUGGUUGUCUCCGAGCACUUGCAAUGCAUUUUAACAUGACACACAGUGCUCCAGGGGAUCUGAUUUUUCAUCAGGGAGAAAGCCUUGAUGCCCUAUGUUUUGUCGUCACGGGUUCCUUAGAAGUGAUACAGGAUGAUGAAGUCGUUGCCAUUCUUAGUAAGGGAGACGUGUUUGGGGACAACUUCUGGAAAGAACACACGAUUGGUCAAUCAACUGCGAACGUCCGAGCAUUAACAUACUGUGACCUUCAUACAAUCAAACGAGGUCGUCUUUUGGAGGUGUUGGAAUUCUACCACGCUUUUGCUAAUUCCUUUGCAAGGAAUCUAACUCUCACCUACAAUCUUAGACACAGGCUGAUCUUCCGAAAAGUUGCUGACGUGAAAAAAGAGAAAGAACUGGCUGAAAAAAGAAAGAAUGACCCUCCGUUGGAAUUAUCAAGUGACCAUCCAGUUCGAAAACUCAUUUCUAGGUUCAGAAAGAUCAGUGAUGCUAAGUCGAUGCAAGCCAACACAGACCCUGAGAAGGGAAGUCGAGCGGACAUGAGUGGAGGAGAACGAGGAGGCACCGAAAAAUCUCGAAGUUUCGCUCGUCUCAUAAAUGUUACUGAAAAUUCAACACCCAAAACUGGUGGAGGUUCCUCUAAGUGGGGUAAAAUGGUGAACGGAUCCGGUCCUCCUGAUGGUGAAAGCAAGCAGAACAAACCGAAUAACGAAAACAAAGAAGAGAUGAAGAAUGGAGAUCCUCCAAAACCACAGUUAAAGCCUGCAUCGAAGUGGGGCAAAAUGAUGGGUAAAACUGCAGAACCAAUUAAAGACACUGAUAAAGAAGAAACUCAGAAUAAUUUACGAAAAUCAGAGUCGAUGGACAGUGGUAUAAUUCGCAGCAAUGUGAAACUGGAUCUUAUUACUGAAGAAAAUGUAGGGCAUGCAGUGACGGUACGAAACGAGAAUAAUAAUAAUUUAACUAGUCGUGAUAAUUCCAUUUCGGCCAUGUCAAUUGCUGAGCGUCAUAUGUUAACUUCUCUUAAUGACAUUAAACUGGAAAUGAAAGAAGACAUGGACAUCUUGCAUCAAAAGAUGAACAGAAUAGAUGAACAAAUUUCUGAAAUAUUACGAAUGUUCUCUCCAAGCUCCUCUCCAUGUUCUUCUCACGAGGAUUCAACUUAUCCACAUUCCAAGGAAAAUUCUACCAGAAACACAGACAAUAACAAUAGUACAGACCCCGCCACCGAAUCCUCCGAAGAGGAAUCCCCUAAAAAUCACGUCCUCAUCUGUGAUGUGGACUUUAUACCGAAAUCCGCAGAAAGUCCGACUCCUAAUCUUCCAAAAGAUGGUGAUAUCAGUACGACGCUGUCUAAUUCUGCGUCAUGUGGUGUUUCUCCGAUCAGUCGACUUUCGACGCCAUCGAGUCAUUCUUCUGCACAGAGAAAUCAUAUAAAACAACCAACUAGUAAUUCCGUUUCAAAGGCAAGUCUCAAAGAAUCCAAGGAAGUGCAGCAAAGUGGUUCGUCAAACGAUGACACAGCAUCAAAACCGAACCCACAAACACACGACGGUCAUCUACAACCACCAAUUACCAAUGCUGUAUCAAAACAAGAGAAAACAGGCCGUAUUAAGUCAUCGGAUAUAACUAUUCACAAAACCUCAACAUCAAGCAAUGAACGCGAUUCACGCCAUGAAGCCAGAGACGGAAACAAUACGCCCACAAAUAAAAGAAAUGGAGCUAAAACAAAUGUACAUGCAAAAGGUGGAAAUGGUGCAUCAAUGGCGGAUCACGAAGAACACAUUCCUUCCUUGAGUAUCGGAGUUCAUAAAAAGACAUCGCAAAAGAACGGUACACCCCCGCCUAGUAAAGUUGACAACCACUCAAACGUAGAGGGGAAUACACCACCACCACCACAGAGCUACCGUGGGGACAAUGCAUCGCCUUCGCCAGGAGCAGAUGGCUCAAAAUCAACAUCACCGACCAAUGGUGGAAACAAGACAAAGUCAAAAGACGGUCAACUUGCAACAUCAAAAAGAAACGAGUACCCGUUGAUUUCGGCCCUGGGACCAGCGGUUGGAUAUUCUGUGAAUCCAACAGGAAUUUCCUCAACACCAAGACCGAAUUCUCCAAAAUUAUCGACAAGUCAUGCGUCAACGCCCACGGGACCCGCAGCAUCCGUAAGUGACGUAAGCAUGACUGAAGCAUCCGGUCAAAGAAACGUUAUUUCAAUGGCAGACGAUGUGCUUAAAAUGAAAACAAGAACCCGUCGAGGCUCUAACGGCCAAAAACCUAAAUACAGUUCAAAUAUUCAAAGUUCUAGUAAAACAAGUAUGGAAGGGAAAACAUCCCCGGACCCUCAGCGGCUGGAGGCGCAAAAAAUCCCAGGUGGAAUUAAGUUACCCCUGGACAGUGAAGGGGCUCAUAUUAAGGACCGUGAUCUGGACAUCUUAUGAGAUCAUAACUGAAUGUUCCUGGAAAAUCCAUAUACUUUCUGCAGAAUGAUUUACAAUGUGUGACAUUCUCAGAGUUGUGAUAUACAUUCGCGCCAAGUGACUACAAUUUCAAGCCUUGGACAAAGCUCAGGAUCCAGUGCGAUGAAAAUGUGAUCAGGAGUUUGUUCUAGCUGAAGUCAAAGUGUAGUGACUCGAUGACGUUCCAUCAGUUUUAUUAUUGAAUUACCACUGUUAAUUUUUAUAUCAAACACAUAUCGUGCGUAGACUACAGUCUUCAUCAAAGAUAAGGCCCGAGCCUGAAUGCCUUUAGCGUCUGCUUCCAACAUGAAGAAACCAAAGUUAUAAAAACCAGAAAAUUAACCUUCUGCCCUGCAAGUACCAGAAUGUUCAAAUGAAUCUAAAACAUUCCAGCGUCCAGCACAAAGUAUCUAACCAAGGAUUUUUCCUCCGUUCUCUCUCCAUACUUUGGCAAGAAAUAUGGUGGAAAUGAUAUGCAAUGUUUCGUUUCUUUAACUGCCUUUUUGUAUGAUGUUAAUGAUGUUACAUUGUAAUAUCACGUACACUGCUUUAAACCAAGUUAAAUUGUUUUUCUCUAUUAUACAUUUCAAUGACCGUCAAUUAUAAAUAUCGUUGUUGAAACUGUGUUUUCAACAAGUUUAUAUAUAUUUAUAUUUUGUUUUGCCAAUGGGCUUUCGUUAAUAGAUUAGAUGAUUACUAAACCAGUUUUCGGUAGGAAAAACUGCGAAUUUUUGCAGAUAUAUUCAUGAUUUAUUAGUCAAGUUUUCUCAAAUAUAAUCUUUAUUACGGUUUUCCUCAACUUAGCAAAUGGGGUUCUCGUCAUGAUGUUAACUUACUAUUAUGUAUGUUCUUGUUAGACAUGUUAACCAUCUUUCAGAUAGUACCAUUUUAACUAGUUAGUUUUUCAUUUGCUUGCAUAUUCUGUAGGACACAUAUAGCUAGGUCUUUUGGAUAUGGAAACAUAGCAACAGUAACUAUGACAUCCGCAUAUCGGGUAAUUUUGGUGUCGCGAAUAUUUGAUGGAUUUUUCUCAUAAAAGUAGUUUGGUCUUUUAAUCAUUUAUUUGGCGGAUUUUGAAUGGAAAUUUUGACGGUUUUAUUUUUGUUAUUCCCCCACAUUGGCAAUAUUACGAACGCGCCAAAAUUACACGAUAUACACUAAAAGCCGGGGGAUUUCGAGAUACUUCGUUUUUCUCAUAUUCAAGCAUCGUAUCGAUUCAACGGGUAGCGUUAAUAAUACCAAAGGAUAUUUUAUUUUGGUACAGCACUAAGCAGCUUCAAUUACACAAACUUUUAAUUAACCAUAUUUUAUUGCACAUACAAGAACACUCAUUCCAUCAUUCUGGCUGUUCCUCUCCUUUCUAUUAAUCACGCCACAGAUCAUAAAGAUUCAUCAAACGCUCGGCUCGGCAUUUACGACCGAGAGUCGCACGUCUUUUAGAUGAGACCUCAACACUGAGGUCCCGCGUCAUGGCACGAUAUAAAAACAAACUUACUCCUAAGGCUCCGAUCGUGCUUAAAUUGGUGAUGUUUAACCUUCUGUUGGUGACGUCUCCAUACGAAAGGAAAAUUCUCAAUGGGGCGUAAUACAGCAGACAAAAACACGACGACCUUUUCAGUGAUUUAAUCGUCCAGUUUUCUACUACCCUCACCAUGUAGAAAUAUUAUAUGCCAAAAAAUGUCAUAGCCAUCCAUAGAGGGUAGUCUAUCCCUAUAAAUCACUCUUACACAACUUAUCAUUCGUUUUCAAAACUAUAUUGUUGUUGGGGGGAUAUCUACCCGAUUAUUCAUACACAUUUUUCACUACCUAUUUAAUUCCCAUUCAAAGUUAGUCCUGCACUUAUAUUUAUUUUUAUCGCAAUAACCCGGAUGUGAUGAGUACCUCUUUGUUAACCAGUGAAUUGUGAUAUCUUGUUACCGUUUAUAAUCACCCUCUUCUAGAUUUUCAUUGGCUGUUGUAGUCACACAAUUAUUACCACAUUCCCAAAUGAUCACCACCUUCAUCAUGAUCAUUUUGUUGUUUAUUACAUUUUUUUUUAAUUUCAAUUUGAAUAAAUUUUGAAAAUGGAAA
Messenger RNA from Ostrea edulis (European flat oyster), 6710 nucleotides. Its product is annotated as potassium voltage-gated channel subfamily H member 1-like. Gene Ontology annotation, molecular function: voltage-gated potassium channel activity. Lineage: Eukaryota; Metazoa; Mollusca; Bivalvia; Ostreida; Ostreidae. Bases 516 to 4622 code for a protein of 1368 amino acids. The transcript is spliced from 10 exons. Gene Ontology annotation, cellular component: membrane. The record is from RefSeq and is a predicted model, not a curated record. Gene Ontology annotation, biological process: regulation of membrane potential; potassium ion transmembrane transport.